This is a messenger RNA of Diuraphis noxia (Russian wheat aphid), 1251 nucleotides long. RefSeq lists its product as uncharacterized. Gene Ontology annotation, biological process: signal transduction. Lineage: Eukaryota; Metazoa; Arthropoda; Insecta; Hemiptera; Aphididae. Gene Ontology annotation, molecular function: protein phosphatase regulator activity. The record is from RefSeq and is a predicted model, not a curated record. Gene Ontology annotation, cellular component: protein phosphatase type 2A complex.
AUGACAUACUGUUAUGUUGAUGAUAUAGAUGCAUCUUUGAUUGUGUUGCACAUGCUUCAGUCAUCUUCAAAAUAUUUUCCUGUACCUACGAUGAUCGAUGGCGAAGACCUGAAAUAUAAGCUUAACACUUUGAAUAAAUUAUCCACGAUAUGGGUUGACGAUAACUUAAGUGAUAGCUCGUAUCAGUCUGCAAUUUAUAAAGGAAUAUGUGAUAUGUUUGUCGAAAACGUAUUUCGGCAUGCACCACUGCAUUCGUUUACACCCGAUGACGAAAUCAACACUGAAAUGAUGUGGGAAUUGAAGCAGUUAUAUCCAGUCUACAAGGUGUUUUCGGCAUUUUUGAAUUUAAGUGGUUUUGACGAAGAAAAGCUAAUGCCAUAUGUAGACGAAACAUUCAUUAACGCUUUAAUGCGACGAAUGGACAAAAGUUGUGUGGAAACUGAAAGAGAUUGCGUGAUAGAGAUAUUAUUUCUGCUGUUUAAGAAAGCUAUGUACCUGAAAAAAUACAUACUUCAAGCAACUAUAAACUCUCUCUUAGACUACGGCCUGCAAAUGUCAAUUAACACGGGCGUUAAAGAAUUGCUGGAACUGUUCAUAACUUUAAUAUGUCACAGAUUGGUCGAGUCGCCGAUGAUAGCUAAGGUGUUGUCUCCAUUACUGAAGAGUAAAGAGCUGUGUCAUUACGCGGGCMGAUUGCACGAGUGCUUUGAAACGGCCAUCCGCGAAGUGGACAGCGGCUUGGGCGCGUUUUUCGUGGACAACGCUAUCGACCAGUGGUCGGCGUCCGCGGCCGACGUGCCGUCGCUGUGCCGGACGUUUUCAGCGUUGUACUUUGAAGCGUGCGGACCGAAAGCGAGGAGGCAGACCCGCCAAAGAGUAGUCRGCCACAUAGGCGGUUGCCUGUUAAGGGCCGCGGCGGUGGCAGUCGUGGACGGUACGGCGGUGGCCGCGUUUCAGGCGUAUGCUAAGUUAUGUGAACGGCUGAUCGACGACGAGGCCACCGUUGCCGCUAACGAAUGGCAAAAGUGUGUCGAUGGCGACGCAAUGGAGCGCGUGGCCGAAGGGCUGAUCGCCGUCCAUCGGGACCACAGUGAUUACGACUGCGUCCACCUCGCCGGCCAUCUACUCAGGCGACUGGUCAGCGGCGAACGCUGUUUGGUUGGCGACGCUUGUCGGCUGGCCGUGUUAAGUGUUCUGGUUGAAGACCGACCGCGGACGAUGACCGAAAACCUUGUCGAUAGCACGUUUUGA